Drosophila busckii is the source of this 1098-nucleotide messenger RNA. Its product is annotated as ankyrin repeat domain-containing protein 39. The coding region runs from base 22 to 570 and encodes 182 amino acids. The record is from RefSeq and is a predicted model, not a curated record. Gene Ontology annotation, molecular function: protein binding. Lineage: Eukaryota; Metazoa; Arthropoda; Insecta; Diptera; Drosophilidae. The transcript has 3 exons.
GCAAAAAUACAAUUAACUAAAAUGGAUCAGCACAGUGCAGACAACUGCAAGUGUCAUAAGCAGACGCAGCCGGCGCAGCAGACGCUUAGUGACAUGGAUUUCGAUCGCGGCAUCUGGAAUGCGGCAAUUUACAAUGAAGUGGAACGCGUGCGUGACUUCAUCAAGAAGGGUCAAGCAAUGGCGCGCGAUGAUUGCAACUACACCGCGUUGCACUAUGCGGCACGUAAUGGUCAUGAGGAGAUCUGCAAGGUGUUGUUACAAGAGGGCAAGGUGGAUGUAAAUGCUGUAACCAAAGCAGGCGCUACAGCUCUACAUCGUGCUGCGAUGAUGGGACAUCUUAACAUAGUCAAGUUGCUGGCGCAGCAGCCGCAGGUAAAUCUGCUGCUGCAGGACGAGUGUGGACAGAGCGUUUUGCAUCGUGCUGCCUUGCGUGGACAUCUGGAUGUGUGCCGCUUUCUGCUCGAACAGCAGCCAGAGCUUAAGCUGCUCAAGGAUAAGAAGGAUAAAAUUGCAUACGAGUAUAUCAUGGCGAAUGCCAACGAUGAUUUCAAACUGCUCUUGAAGCCCUAAAUUGUAUGAAAAGCUUUUAAUUUUUUGUUUUUCUUCGUAGCUUUGCUUUCUUAUGCAUAGCCGAGCAACAUUGAGCUAAACUAAUUGUUAAGUAAUGCAAAUUUUUAACUUAUGCAGAGUAUUGUAUGCAUAUUUCCGAGUAGACCCCAUAUAUGCCCAUAUUCUCCCUCUUUAAAAUGUAAGCGUAAAAAUAUUAUUAAUACUUCUUUGUAUUUCGUAAAUUGUUUCAAUUGUUUCUGUUUAUCCGCAUAGACAUUUAAAAUCGAACUUUUUGAACAUUACCCAAGCAUUUGCAUUUGGUAUAAUAUUAAAAUGUAAUACAUUUAGUAUAUUUUAAUAAAUAUAUAGCGUUGUUAUGUACAUGCCUCUACAACCAUUAAAUGUGUCCUUUCAAAUGUGCCCCAAGCUGUUAUAAGCAAAGCUGUAGUGAAUCAUGUGCUAUUGUUAAUGUUUCGUGAUUCAUUUACAGCUGCAAGUGUGUAUCAAUUUUGUAAUCAUGCCUGAAUAACUACACUAUAUACACAUAUA